AUGGACCAGGCCCCGUCCCCAGGGCUGCCCGUCACCCCAGGCCCCGCCCCCAAUGACAUCACCUCCUCCACAGCAGCGACAGCCACGCCCCGAGUGCCUGCCCAGGCUCCAUCCGUCACCCCAGCCCCGCCCCCAGGGCCGCCCGUCCGUCACCCCAGCCCCGCCCCCCGUCAUCCCCGGUCCCGCCUAUCACCCCAAGCCCCGCCCUCAGGGCCGCCCGCCCGUCACCCCCGGACCCACCCCCGCCCCACCACCCCAGCAGGAGCGAUGUCAGCCGUGCAGCCCUGUCAAUCACCUCCAGGCCACGCCCAGACCACGCCUCCAAUGACAUCACCUCCUCAGCAGGAACGCCAGCCCCGCCCCAGCAGCAAUGACAUCAGCUAUGCCGGCCCCGCCCCCACGUUCGCCCGUCACCCCCCCUGGCCCCACCCAGGCCCCGUCCGUCACCCCAGGCCCCGCCCACAAUGGCGACAUCACCUCUACAGCAGCGCCUGUCGCACCCCCAGGGUAGCCCGUCUUCCUGGCUCCGCCCCCAGGGUCACCCGUCAUCUUGGCCCCGCCCCCGGUGAUGUCAGCCCCUCCCCAGCAGAAGCAGCGACGUCAGCAGCGCCAGCCCCGCCCCCAAUGACAUCAUCUCCUCUACAGCAGCGCCAGCCCCGCCCCCAGGCUCACCCGUCACCUUGGCUCCGCCCCCAGGGCCGCCCGUCACCUCAGGCCCCGUCCGUCGCCCCCAGGCCCCGCCCACCCCGCACCUUUGGCCGCUGUUUCCGCCCCGGGGCUCGGACCCGGGGAACGGGGAAUCCUAGGUCGGUGGGCGUGGCCGGGGGCGGGGCCCCGCGUCCACUUCCGGUCCCUUCCUCCCACAUCGAGUUCGAGUGGAAAAAACAAAACAGAACAAACCCCGCGUCCGCGCGGCCCGGAAAUCCGGGUUUUUUCGGGGUUCGGGGUCCGAGCGCCGCCCGCGGCCGCGGCCCGGGGUCCGAGAAAAAAACCCGGGUCCGAAAACCCCGGCCCCCCGCACCCCCGGCCCCGGGUCCGACCCCGCGGCGCCGCCGACCCCGGGCGGCCGUGAAAAACCCGGAACGCGGUGCAAAAAAAAUAAGAAUCGAGUCGAGUGUGAAAAAUCCGGGUUACUUUUGCGGGUUUUUCACGGGUUUUUCGCACCCGCGUCCACGCGGCCCCGGGUCCGAGGCUCCGGAGGCCCCCGCCGGGAACCCGGUCACCGCGCCCGCGCCUCGGGCGGCCCCAGGGAGCGGCUUCGGGGGCGCAAAACCCGGGUUUUUGUGUGAAAAACCCGGAUUUUUUGCACUUUUAUGUGGAUUUCACCCGGUUUCUGACCCUGGGUGCGAGCCCCGGCCCCCCUUUCCCCCCCCUCAGGCCUCCCCGACCCCCCGGUACCCUCACCUGCGCCUCCGUCGGCCCCACGGAGAGGCUUUGUGGGUGCAAAAUCCAGGUUUUUGUGUAAAAAACGAGAAUUUUUGCGUGAAAAAACCGGGAUUUUUUGCACUUUUUUGCGCAUUUCACCCCCGAUCCUGGCCCCGGGUGCGAGUCCCCACCACCCGGACUCCUCCCAACGCCCCCGGUACCCGCCCCCGCGCCUCGGGCAGCCCCAGGGAGAGGCUUGAUUUGGCCCCGGUUACCGAGCGCGGGUCCGAGCCCCGGCCCCCAUCCCCCCCAACACCCGGUACCGUCACCCGUGCGCCUCAGGCAGCCCCAGGGAGCGACUUGGUGGCUAUAAAACCCCGAUUUUUGUGUAAAAAACGCAGAUUUUUGCUUGAAAAACCCGGAUUCUUUGCACUUUUAUCCGGAUUUUUUGAACUUUUAUGCGGAUUUUUCGCAAUUUUUGGCCCGGGGUCUGAGACCCGCACCUCACGUACUCCUCCGAACCCCCCCCCCCCCCCCCGUUACCUGCACCCGCGCCUCGGGCAGACCCAGCGUGCAGCUUCAUGGGUGCAAAACCCCGAUUUUUGUGUAAAAAACCAAUUUUUUUGCUUGAAAAACAUGGAUUUUUUGCACUUUUUGACCCCGGGUCCGAGCCCCCUGCACCACCUGGGCCCCGAACCCACCCCCGGGCCCCCCGUACCCGCACCCGCGCCUCCGGCAGCCCCAGGGAGCGGCUUGUGGGUGCAAAACCCAGAUUUUUCGCGUAAAAAACCCAAAUUUUUGCUUGAAAAACCUGGAUUUUUUGCACUUUUUCGCGGAUUUUACCCUGGAUCCCGACCCCGGGUCCGAGUCCCCACCACCCGGACUCCUCCCAACCCCUUCGUUAUCCGCCCCCGCGCCUGGGGCGGCCCCAGGGAGCGGCUUGGUGGCUGCAAAACCCGGAUUUUUGUGUAA
Messenger RNA from Peromyscus leucopus (white-footed mouse), 2337 nucleotides. Its product is annotated as basic proline-rich protein-like. The record is from RefSeq and is a predicted model, not a curated record. The coding region runs from base 1 to 2337 and encodes 778 amino acids. Lineage: Eukaryota; Metazoa; Chordata; Mammalia; Rodentia; Cricetidae. The transcript has 4 exons.